Molecule: messenger RNA, 1104 nt
Organism: Peromyscus eremicus (cactus mouse)
Lineage: Eukaryota; Metazoa; Chordata; Mammalia; Rodentia; Cricetidae
Product: C-type lectin domain family 4 member A-like
Exons: 7
Coding region: 1-783 (260 amino acids)
Source: RefSeq, a predicted model, not a curated record
AUGUGCGACUGCUCUACUUGUACCUGUUGCGGCCUCAGGGACUGUGUACAUGCCCCUCAUCCUGCUGGCCCUCUGCACACAGCUCAGGGUUCGCUGGAUCAGAACCUCAUAAAUUGUCUUGAUUCCUCAGACAUGGAUGCCGACUCUCCUCCAGCUCCUCAAAAGAAGAUCAUGAGACAUGAAAGUUUUCACAGAUUCUCCAAGUUGCUCCUCACCUCAUUCAUAAUACUUUUACUGCUAUUGAAAAUGUUAUUCUCAAUUGCUCUGAUCACUUUGUUUAAAAAACAUUUUCCACUUGAUGAAAAAGCAAUUACAAGAGAUCUGAAUUACACUGACUUGGAAUGUACAAAACAGCAUUCACUCUCGAAAGACAAAGUGUGGAGCUGUUGCCCAAAGAAUUGGAAGCCAUUUAGUUCACAAUGCUACUUCACUUCGAAUGACUCGGCCCCUUGGGGAGAGAGUGAGGAGAAGUGCUCCAGCAUGGGUGCUCAUCUGAUGGUGAUCCACAGCCAGGAAGAGCAGGAUUUCAUCACCAAGAUCCUGGAUCCUAAAGCUGCUUAUUAUAUUGGCCUUUCAGAUCCGGGUCACCGACAGUGGCGAUGGGUUGAUCAGACACCAUACAAUGAAAGUGCCACGUUCUGGCACCCGGGUGAGCCCAACAACGACAAGAACAACGAAGAAUGUGUUGUAAUACGUCAUCUAUCUUCCAAAUGGGACUGGAAUGACAUCCCUUGCAAUUGUAUGAGGAAGUCAGUUUGUCAGAUGAAGAAAAUAUAUUUAUGAAUCAAGCUUUUUCCAUGGACAUGGAUUGCAUUUUUUCCAGCAUUACACAGACACUUGAAAAGAUCUUCUUGUGGAAGAGAUGACCAUAGAAAUUUAGGUAGGCAUCAACAGUUAUCCAUAUGAUAAUACUGGUCCCCAUAUACUUAUUUAUUCAUCCUUAGCUCUUUAUAUAAUGAGAAUUUCCCAUGUGCCCGAGACUCUACAGGAUCCCUUUGUGCAUAUGUGGAAGCACUCCUGCUUCUCUGUCCAUUCUUAGAUUCUUAAAGUCUUAUUUGAUAACACAAUUGUAUGGUGUGGACCCUCCACCAAUUUCUCUCUUCU